This is a messenger RNA of Durusdinium trenchii, 4407 nucleotides long. The record is from the annotation of a GenBank genome assembly. NCBI's taxonomy places the organism in Eukaryota, Dinophyceae, Suessiales, Symbiodiniaceae.
UGUCAUCAUCGUUCGGAACCCAUUUGGAUAUCAAUGAAAUGUUGAAGAUGCAAUGUGGCUGCGAAAGCAAUGCACGCAUUAUGGAAAGAGUCGAUGUUUCUAUAUGUGUUUUAUUUGUGUGCGACUGCGUUCCCAUGAUUCACUUGCAGGUCCUUGCUCUCUCUAAGUUGUUGCUCUUCGGUGAUUCAAAGACGUUUACAGUUCCCACCUUGAGCGUGGAUGAACGGCACAUAGUCGAACCUGCAUCCCUCAGAUGUUCUUAUACAUUCCAAUUCAUUUCAUACGAACCAUGAAAUAUGGCCAAGCUCUUCCAACAAACGCCGCUCGCAAACGCCCCACCUGUUAUUGUUGGCGUUUUUGGGACGCCCUGGACGCUCCUUGUUCCGCACGAUCACCAAGGAUCCACGCGCGAAGAUCCCCAUCUUCCCCAAGGACCCCGUUUGCCGGAACUUCUAUGCCGAGCUCCUCCGUUGGCCUUCACGGUACCGCGACUACUACUGCUGCGAGCGCCCAGCGGACGCGGCCAUUGCCUCCGGGUUGCCGGACUGGAAGGGAGCUCGCAACCAUUUGUGGGACCUCAGUGGUUUUCCCGAGGAGGAAGUUCGAAGACUUUGCUUCUCCAUUCGUGAGGUCCUGGAGAUGAAGGGAAUGUUUUUCAUGGGCCGCGUGCGGCGAUCGUUGCGCUCGGCCUUUCAUCGAAAGCAUCCCGGUGAGUGCAUGCCUGCUGCGCCCCUGCGCGCCCUCGGCUACACCUCGGCGGGUGGCUGCUUCGCCAGCAUCGGCCGCAAUGGCAAACCCGUGAGCGCCUUGAUGAAGAUCGGCUACGCAACCGGCAGUGGGAAUGUUUAUUGCAACAAGAUCGUGCUCAUGGACGAAGCGCACAAUUUGGUACGAAGCCAGACUCAGUAUGCAGACCAGCUGCAGCGCUUGCGGCGGCUGCUGUACGAGGCAGAGAAGCUGGUGCUCGCAGGCUUUACGGGGACCCCCAUUUUGUCAGAGCCCAAUGAGGGGCGUCAGCUCUUGGACAUCAUCAAGGGAGUGAAGGCGCCCAGCGGUGAUGAAGGCUUCCUCUCCUCCUUCCCCAUGCGGCCACAGCCACUCUUCCCGGUGUCCCUGCCGCGCGGCCUCCCGGAUGGUGCUCUGACCCUGGCACGCCAGAAGCAGCUCGUGCGGCGGGUGGAGAUCCGUGGGGAAGCGUUGAAGGUCUACGAUCUGAAGCGACGCUUGGGCCUCCCCGGCCGGCGCCUGCGAGCCUACUGCAACGUGAGUAUCUUCCACGCAGCCUUCCAUGAUGGCCGUGCCGGAAGCAAGGGCCGAGUCUUGGCCUAUCCCGAGGAUUGCUGCCCCAAGCUCUUGCAGAUUGCCCAGGCCGUCGUGGCGGAACCCUUGAAGGCGGUGAUCAUGAUCGGACGGACCUCGGGCUAUGUGGUGAUGCUGGAGCUGAUGAAGCGUUUGGCAGCCAAGGCUGAGCCCCCUUUUCAGGUGGCCACCAUGAAUGAGCUCUCCGAAUUCAAUCACGUCUCCAAUCUCCGCGGGCAGAUCUUUCGCGUCUUGGUGGCCGACUCCUUGCAGUGUUCAGAGGGCGUGAGCUUCCUUAGCAUCCGGAAGACCUACCUCGCUGAUGUGCCCGUCUCCCCGAGUGGCUUCAUCCAGCAAUGUGGGCGCUCCAUUCGGAUGUAUGGCCAUCGAGGCUUGCCAGAGGAGGAGCAAACGGUGACCACGCAGCUGUAUGUGUCGAUGCUUCCCAAGUGGAUGCGCUCUUCAUCCUUAGCAUGCUGGGCCUUGAGGGCGCAGAAGAAGCACACCAGGGGAAAGGAAGUGGAGAAGCGAGCGCGGGUUCUGACAGCACGCAUGAACCGCGCAGGCAUCCAUAGCUUGGAAGAGCUCAAGUCACGCUUGGAUGCGCACGGAGAAGCCAAGCAGAGGUCUCUUGGGAGGAUGACAAAAGAAGGCUUGACCGUGGAAGACGUCCUGACUUUCCUUGAGCAGAACGGGCUUUGGGAGGAGGCAAAGCUUCUGCGGAACGCGGACAAGAAGGACAAGGAGAAAGCCCAAGCGAUGGAAGAAUCGAUGCAAAGCCUUGGCGAUUCGCAGCUCACCCGUGGCAACACCUUGGAAUCCUUGGAUCGUGGCAACACCUUGGAAGAGGACGACUUUACUACUGCACUGGCCUCCAUGCUGGAGGAGGCCAUGGGAAAGGAUGAGAUGGGUGAUGCGGAACGACAGCAAGAGAUGGAAGCCUUCAAGGAAGAGCAGGAUGCUGACGAUUUGGAUGGAGAAGAGAAGCGCAAAGCGGCUCCACCCGCGUCCAACGCCGCACCGAGCGCACCGCGCCGAGCAGCCUCGUCCAGCGCGCUGGACGCGGCCGUGGCCGAGCCUCCAGCGGUGCGUCCGAUGUCCUCGCAGGAAGUGGUGGCAUCAUUGGGAGAAGUCCUCCAGGCGCUUCGAGCCGCUUGCCGUGAAGCCGACAAAAAGCCCUUGCUCAAUGACACCACUGCAGAAGCCCAGGCGGAUGCUGCCGACACUGCAGCUCCAAGCUCCGAGGCAAUGCCGACAGCGACCGCAGCUGCGCCCGCAGACGGCGCCGAGGACGGGUCAGCGGGCGAGACCUCCGCCGUACCGAAUGCUGAGAGUGGAGCGCUUGCAGCGCCAGUGGUGGAAGCUGGGGCACCAGAGGCUUUGAGGGAGCCCACCAGUGCGACAGGCUCGCCUGUGGCCCCGGUCGUCUUUGGCGAGGAGCCAUGGCGAGCUCCCUUGGUGGCGGCCUUAGAGAAGGCGCAGCGGGAUGGCAGCGUGGCGUUCCAGUCCGCCAGGUCGGCCGUGGCCAGCUUGGAUCCAGAAUUUAAGGCGCUGACCCUGCACCAGGUGCGUUGCCUGCGCGAUGAGGUGGUGAAGGUGGAAAAGGUGGAAACCUUGCGCAUGGCUGUCUCCAUGAUCAAGGAGGUGAAAGUCAUGAUCUCGGACUUGCAGAGUGUCAGCGUGCAGGCCGCAGACGCUGAGCCCGACGCCGACGCUCCGAUGCCCGACCGAAGCGCCGCCGAUGCGCCGGUCGCGGCGCCCGACGCAGCCGAGACGGCGGGCGAAACGCCGGUGGUGGUGGUGGUGAAGGCCACCAUCAGCCCGGAGGAGCGACAACAGAAGGAGCUCCAGUGGCGACGGCACCUGGGCCGCGCCUUCCGCGAGCUGAAGCGCUCGGAGCACGUCCGCGCGGCGUUGGAGGUGGCAGCGCCCGGCGUCCUGGAGAAGACCGUGGCCGCGGAGGCCAAAGUGGACGUUGAGAAGGAUCCCACCAUCGAAGAAGAGGAGGACAGCGACUUGUUGUCACUGGGUUUGGGCCUGGAACACGUGAAGCGCCUCCACGACGAGCUGGUGCGACUGCUGGAGCUGGCGGAGAAAGGCGCUGCGAAGCCCCGUGCCAUGGUGCGGGCGAUGCAGAUGCUCUACUUGGCCGACUCAGCUAGCGAGGCCAUCGCUUCGCUGAAGCCCGAGACUGCGGACGAGGAAGCACUGCAGCAGCUCUCCGAACGUACAGAGGAGUUUGCUCCGGCGCUGGAAGCCAUGCGCUCGUUGGCCGUGGACCGAGACGUUUUCUCGCACCUGGCAGAUGAGUGGGUGGAAGAGCAUGGCGAGGUCCAUCACUCCGAAAGCGAGGCCUCAGAUCUCAACAAGGAACUGGGGAAGAAGGAACCGGCGCCAGUCGUGCUGCCUAGUGGUUGGCGCAUGGAGUGGGUGAAGAGAAAAAAGAAGGAGAUGCGCGAGUUUGUGGACCACGAGGGGAAUCGCUAUCGAAGCGUCCGGGAGGUGCGCGCCGCUCUGUUGGAGUACGAGGCGCGGCAGGCCGCCCUCCAAGCAGCCCAGAAGGCCGCAGCGGAGGCAGCGGCCGCGGCGGCAGCGGCAGAGGUGGCGCCCAAGAGGCGCCGCCUACGUGGGAAGUGCUCAUCUGCAGCUUACGGUCUUCCAGGCGCGGCUGGCGUCGCGCAGAGCAUGGCCGCAGCGGCGCCGGCUCGCGUGGCCGCAGCGCCGGAGGAGGACUUCGCCGAGGAGCUCAUGAAAGCUCUUGGCCUCCCACCGGACACUCCAUCCAAGUCUUCCACGGCGCCACCAGCACCGUCUUCUUCCGCCACGGCCGGAUCAAAGACACCGCGCACGGGGUGCAAGGUGCGCAUCCUCACCGAGCAGCCUCGGCGACCUGCAAGCGUCCAGCUGGGAAUGCUUCCUGGAGAGUGGUGGAAAGGUCCUUUGCAAAGCCGAGAGCUUUGAGAUCCUUGAGGAGCCCAAUGUCGCCAAGCGCAAGGCUCCCGACCCGCCGAACGCGCCCGUGCGGCGCGGCCGGCGGCCGGGCCGCGGUCGAGGGCAGGCUCCGCCAGCUCAGUUGGACGAGUCUGACUGAGCCGAGCGAAAAAGAAC